AUGGGCUCGAUCUCUCCAGUGAAACGCUACGCCAUCGUUGGCCUGGGCGUUCGCUCUGCAUCCUACUACCAAAGCAUCAUUCAAGAUUUUAGCGAAUAUGCACAAGUUGUGGGAAUCUGCGAUCUCAACCAGACUCGCAUGAACGCCGCGAAUGAUGCUAUGGAGGCAAUUGGAGCCCCGCGGGUCCCAACCUAUAAAGACCACGAUUUCGACAAGAUGAUCCACGAGCAGAAGCCAGAUGCUGUCAUCGUGACUACCAUCGAUAGAGUUCACCACAUCUACUGCAUCCGAGCGAUGGAGCUGGGUUGUGAUGCCAUCACGGAGAAGCCUGUCACGAUCGACGAGGAGAAGCUUCAGCUCAUGAUUGACGCCGAGAAGAGGACUGGCAAGCAAAUUCGGGUUCUGUUCAACUACCGCUACUCUCCCCAUCACACAAAGAUCCGCGAACUUAUCAAGAGUGGAGUGAUCGGAGACGUAUCAUCGGUACAUAUGGACUGGAUAUUGGAUACUGCUCAUGGAUCGGACUUCAUGCGUCGCUGGCAUCGAGAGAAGGAGAACAGUGGUGGUAUUCAAAUGCACAAGAGCAUACACCAUUUCGAUCUGAUCCACUUCUGGCUCAACACUGCACCGGAGACUGUAUACUGCGUGGGUGGUCUGCGGUUCUACGGCCGAGAGAAUGCGGAGAAGCGUGGCGAGAAGUACACCGGAGACAGAUAUCUCAACAACGCCGAAGCAAAGAACGAUCCAUUCGCCAUCGACAUUGUCAAGAACGAGCAUUUGAAGAAGCUCUAUCUUGACGCUGAGCAUGAGGAUGGCUAUAUCCGUGACCGCAACUGCUUUGCAGAUGGCAUCACAAUCGAAGAUACCCUGUCAAUGGUCAUCACCUACGGCAACGGAGCAGUCAUGACAUACAACACCUACGCCUUUGCUCCCUGGGAAGGUUACCGCGUUGUGUUCAAUGGCAGCUUGGGCCGACUCGAGGUCAACUUGGUGGAAGAGGGUUACUCCGGUGCCAUCGACCACAAGCCCGCCGCUGAGGGAGAAGACGACAAGAAGAACCAGGGUGGCGUCGAGCAGACCUCGAUCGUCGUUCAACCAAUGUUCGGCAAGGCGUAUGAAGUCAAGACCGAGAAGUCGGCAGGUGGCCACGGCGGUGGCGAUCCAGUUCUGCUGAGGGAUGUAUUGGUUAGCGACCGACCUGAUCAAUUCAAGCGAGCUGCGUUCCUCCGCGAUGGUGGCAAUGCCGUACUUGUAGGUGUUGGAGCGAAUCAUUCAAUGAAGUCUGGCCAAGCCGUGAAGGUACAGGAACUGGUGUCGUGGUAG
This is a messenger RNA of Zasmidium cellare ATCC 36951, 1323 nucleotides long. RefSeq lists its product as uncharacterized. The transcript has a single exon. Gene Ontology annotation, molecular function: nucleotide binding. The record is from RefSeq and is a predicted model, not a curated record. NCBI's taxonomy places the organism in Eukaryota, Fungi, Ascomycota, Dothideomycetes, Mycosphaerellales, Mycosphaerellaceae. Bases 1 to 1323 code for a protein of 440 amino acids.